AUGGCCUCCCAAAACGUCAAGAAAGUCACCAAGACGCAAACUAAUCGCCUACCUGCUCCUGCCCUCUUCGUCGGGCCACCAUCGCACAAUGCUUCCAACACUUCGUUACACGAGAUUCGAUCCCCUACAAAGACGCCCUUAGUCCGCCAACGUUCACUGCUCUCCCCAGAUUCGCAGCGACCUCUUCCACCUACGACAACCAACGAUGGCGACCACCUCAGUCUUACUUCCACAAACCCUUCCGCGCCCUUCCAACGGCGACAAAGACAGCAUAGCCAAGCAGCAGAUGCCGAAGCAUCAUCACGCGCCGAAGCAAUAUGGGCCGAGAUGCAGAACACAUUGGAGGAGGUGGAGCUGAGCGCCACCAAGGGACCAGGUAUGACCGUCUUCGGUUCUGAACAUUCCCGAGCCCUUGAUGAGCUGCGAAAAGCGCAGAUAGAACUCGCGAAAGCAUGGGCACGCUCAGAAGAGGAUGAACAGACACCCGAACAGCAGAAGAAGUCACAGGAUAGCAAAGCGAACGAUCUGCAACCACAGAGCCUUGCACACCCCCAUGACGGGGCAGGAUCCGGAAAGGGUGAGAAGUUGUUUGAUCGCAUCAAGCUUGAGGAGGAGACAGAAAAAGAUAUCGAGUUGAGCCGGAAGAGGAGAGAGGAGAAUGACAGGUACUUUGAGAAGGUAAACAAGGGUGUGCAAGAGGUCGUUGUAAGGUUGGAAGAAGUUGCAAAGGCGAUGAGGGGAGUUGAGAGCGAGAGCAAAGAGAUCUGGGGGCAUGGCAGCGAAGAAAGCGUGGACACUGCAAGCGUCACGACGGCACCGAGCGUUACCUGA
Alternaria burnsii is the source of this 831-nucleotide messenger RNA. RefSeq lists its product as uncharacterized. Bases 1 to 831 code for a protein of 276 amino acids. The transcript has a single exon. Lineage: Eukaryota; Fungi; Ascomycota; Dothideomycetes; Pleosporales; Pleosporaceae. The record is from RefSeq and is a predicted model, not a curated record.